Molecule: messenger RNA, 3085 nt
Organism: Amphimedon queenslandica
Lineage: Eukaryota; Metazoa; Porifera; Demospongiae; Haplosclerida; Niphatidae
Product: serine/arginine repetitive matrix protein 1-like
Exons: 6
Coding region: 47-3055 (1002 amino acids)
Source: RefSeq, a predicted model, not a curated record
CUUUUCCAAGAACUGCUACGAUAUCUAGUUUUCCGAGAAACUCCAAAUGUUGUGGAGGAGCUGUGGUCAUGAAUACUAUAGUGCUGUUAGGAAGGUGAGGUGUGGUUCAGAAACUACAAGAUCAGAACUAGGAGGAGAGACAAUGGAGAAAGAAAGAAAGCAAGAACAGCAAGUGCAGAGAGAGCUACAGAGGAAACUGGAAAGGUUGAAGCUACAGAAGAAGAUUCUAAAUGAAAUAAUAAAUUCCAAAUCACCUGCAAGUGCUGUACCUCAUCAAUUGAAUGCAAAUAAUGAAUGGCAUAAAAUAAUAAUGAAAAGAAAUGAAGUAUUGAAAAAAAAUGGAGGCAAACUAGAGGCUACAUACAGAAAAUGUCUCGAUAUUGUGCUAAAGAGCAUCAGGGAAAAGUUGCUUAGUUUCUUAAGCAUGUCACCAAAAGAGGAGGAAGGACCAGCAGCUGUUACUGAGUCCAGUGACUCAAAACAGAAAGAGCAAUACAAGUCGUACGGUCUAUUGCUCAGCUCAUGUCAUAUUAAAAAAUCAGAACUAGCAACUGAUAGAAUUGAAUAUGUUUUGUUACAAGUUGCUGGAAGAUAUCGUUUAACUGAUGAGAGCAGAAACAAGUUAGGAGAGUAUGUUCAGAAAGCAGUUCGCCAAACCCGUACGAUGUUGACACUCCUCCCACCAACAGUUAUAUACCUUCCCCUUCACUAUAAUGAAGGACUUCAUGACACUAACAGAGCAACAUGGGACGAGGAAGAAGCUGAAAAAAAUCCUAAACUGAGCAUCACUCAUUAUCGCCCUGUCCUUCUCUAUGGGAAUCAUCUUCAUGUUGCUGUCAAAGGUUUAAUUGGAAAAAAAUUGGAAUCAUCAAAACAUGCUCCUCCUCCUCCUGUCACUAAAACUCAAACUUUAAGUAUCCAUUCACCUUCUACUUCUGUUCUUCCUCCUGCUCCUCCUCCUCCUGCUGUUCCACCUGCUGUUCCUCUUGCUCCUCCUCCUGUCACUAAAACUCAAACUUUGAGCACUCAUUCACCUCAUUAUUCUCUUCCACCUGCUCCUGCUCCUCCUGUCUCUCCUUCUCUUCCUGUCAAUAAAACUCAAACUUUGAGCACUCAUUCACCUCGUUAUCCUCACCCUCCUCCUCCUCCUGCUGUUUCUGCUCCUCUUCCUCCUCCUACAAAACCUUCAAUUCUUCAUCAUCAUGUUGAUGAACACCAGUCUCAUAGUUCUCACUCUACAACUGAGCCAGCUCAUAAACCAAAAGGCCAAAGAAGAAACCGCUCACCAUCUUUUGAUAAGCCACUCAGCCCAGAUAAAAGACCAAAGGUUGAUGAAAGAGUGGAGAAUCUUCCCUCAUUAUCAUCCAGGAGAGAAAAAGUGGCUCCAUCAUUUCAACAUUCAUCAGCAACAGAGCAAAAUAAACACAAACUGCAGCAAAACUCAGUUCCAUCUCGAGCUGUACCAGGUACCCAAUAUUCAUCACAACCACCACCAUUAGUUGCAUAUCUACCAGCAUCACAAGGACGUAGCAGUACUCAAAUGAUAGAGAAAAGGGCAGGUAGCGUGUCAUCAUCUCCUGUUCAAACUGCAAGAGCUAGCCAUCAAAAACAGUCAACUUAUUCUGUUAGUAGCAACAAUUCUUCCUAUCCUUCUGUCUGUUCAGGAGAUGCCAAAGGUAGAAUGAAAAGAGAAGGAGACACUACCAGUGGAGUCUCUGCUCAGACCACUAGUAGAAGAACUGGAUAUGAAUAUAAGCCUGAGGCUUCAAAAGGAGUGACACCUCCCACUACUAGUGAGUCUGCUGGUAUGAUUCGGCCUCACAAAGAAACUAAAAAUAGAAAUAAUCCAGCUGGUAGUAUUUUAAAGUAUAAUGAGUCCUGUCCUUCUGCAAAACAAAGAUCAGGUAAACCUCAUUCUCCUUCUGCAGUGACAAAAGAAAAAAUAACAGGUGGCAGUCUAAAAAGUGGAACAGCAGCAGCAACUUCAAGCAGUCAUCGUUUGCAAACUACCAGACCAUCAUCAUCAAAUAAAACCACCAAAUCAUCAAAAGGGAAUGGUAUUCAUUCACAAAGUCCUGUACCUGCCAGCAAGCAAGCCUCAGGAUAUAGAAGGCAAGUUACACCACAGGGAACAACACCUCCAAGGGCAGCUGCAGUAUCAAGAGAAAGGGUUAAUCCAAAAAGUGUAGCAACACCAACUUCAAGCAGUUAUCGUUUGACUCCAACUAGCAGACCACCAUCAUCAAACAGAAAUGCUAAGUCAAUGAAAGAGAAUGCCAAUCCUCCUCAUAAUCGUAAAGCAGCUGUAACUAUCAGUAAGCAAGGAAGUACAUGGAACAGGUCAAAUAAAUUAAAUUCAAGCAGUAGAAGUAAAGUAUCUGAUAGAUCUACACCCACAUAUUUCAGACCAAAGGUCAGUCCGAGACAAACGAGUAACAUAUCACCUCAAAAUGUGAGGGCACCAGUGAAACCAUUAUCUCCAGUAAAAGAUCAAGUAAAAAGUCAAACCACUGGUCAUACUAAAGCAACGGUGUCACCAACAGGUGCUAGAAGAGAGCUUUUACCAAACUUAAUAUACAGACCCAAAGCAGAGACCCCUUCUUUCAGAUCACAGACUCAUGGCCAUACUCAGAACAUCACAGGUGCUCAGAACAUACCUCUUCCUCCAGGUCAACCACACCAUUCUUCUCAAUAUAGAAAAGGCAGAUAUUUCACAAGUGAAAAAGCAAAAGAAAAAACUACACAAAAAACACAGAAGUCUAUGAUAAAUCCAACAUCUAAACGACCAGAUAGCACAGAUAUUACUAAAAAACCAACUAUAGAACAACUAGUAGUUCCCAUAUCACCUAAUUCAUGUCAAAGAUCACCAAAAUCAUCCAUUGAAGUUAAAGUGCAGCAUGAACUAAGAUCUGGUAGGACAUAUGAAUACCCAACAGCUAAUAAUAGAGAGCGUGAACGACUAGAACAAAGGAGAGGAACAGAUGCAGUAUUACGUGAAUCACGUGGCGGUGGAGCUGUGCAAGUACAUGUACAAAAACUUCAAAAGAGAAAGUAGUUGAAACAAAUUUUGUAAUUAAUUAUUUAA